GGUAGACCGAACCACGGCGCCAUAUUGAGAGAGAACGGAAGUGAGUGAUUUUUGAUGUGGAAAAAGUGUUUAUGAAGUUCCUAGAAAACAUUGGCAAGAGUGAUGAAACCCGUUUAAACGCACAGUUAGAGUUGAACUGGAACCAUUUUACUAUUUUGGUUUUCUCGUUUAAGAGAACCCCCCCCCCCCUCAAGAAAUACUUUUCCGAAUCCCACCCUUGACAGUGUUAAGUCACUGAAAGCGCGCGGCAGCGACUGAACUCUUGUCGAAGAUGCCCUUGGCACAGUUUGGAGCAGACCCAUGGCAGAAAAUGGCCUUGGAGAAUUCGGAAAACGAGGUCAUGGAUGACUCAAUGGGGGAGGAUGAAACUGUAUGUAGUGAUGAGGGCUCCGUGAAUGAGAUCAGUAUCACAAACCAUGUUAAAGAGGGCUCUGAAAGGGCUGAUCCUAGGCAGUUUGAGCUCCGCAAGGUACUGGGACAGGGAUCCUUUGGGAAGGUGUUCCUUGUGAAGAAAAUAACAGGGCCUGAUGCUGGACAGCUGUAUGCUAUGAAGGUGCUGAAAAAGGCCACUUUGAAAGUGCGAGAUAGGGUCCGUACCAAGAUGGAGCGAGACAUUCUGGUAGAGGUGAACCAUCCUUUCAUAGUCAGACUACACUACGCAUUCCAGACAGAAGGGAAGCUGUACCUGAUUCUGGACUUCCUCCGAGGUGGAGAUCUAUUCACACGGCUGUCUAAAGAGUCUGUCUACCAGGUGAUGUUCACAGAGGAAGAUGUGAAGUUCUACCUGGCAGAGCUGGCUCUGGCCCUGGACCAUCUGCAUGGCCUGGGAAUCAUCUACAGAGACCUUAAACCUGAGAACAUUCUGUUAGAUGAGGAGGGCCAUAUCAAACUCACUGACUUCGGCCUUAGUAAAGAGUCCAUUGAUCAUGAGAACAAGGCCUACUCUUUCUGUGGAACAGUGGAGUACAUGGCACCAGAGGUUGUGAACCGCCGAGGACACACCCUUAGCGCUGACUGGUGGUCCUAUGGCGUGCUCAUGUUUGAGAUGCUGACUGGGACACUGCCUUUCCAAGGGAAGGACCGGAAGGAAACCAUGACCAUGAUACUGAAGGCCAAGUUGGGAAUGCCACAGUUCCUGAGCCAAGACGCCCAAUCUCUCCUACGUAACCUUUUCAAACGCAACCCAGGCAACAGACUAGGUGCUGGUCCAGACGGAGUGGAAGAGAUCAAGAGACAUUCCUUAUUUUCCACAAUUGACUGGAACAAAUUAUUCAGGAGAGAACUCCAUCCCCCCUUCAAACCUGCGAGUGGCAGACCUGAUGACACCAUCUACUUUGACUCUGAAUUCACUGCAAAAACUCCACGGGACUCUCCCGGCUGUCCCCCGAGUGCCAACACCAACCAGCUGUUUAGAGGCUUCAGCUUCGUGGCUAUCUCAGAUGAGGAGAGUCAACCUCCACAGAACAUUAACAUCAACAUGUCCUCUAUACAGCAACUCCACAGAAACACAGCACAGUUUAGUGAUGCCUACGAUGUGAAGGAGGACAUUGGUGUGGGCUCUUACUCCAUAUGCAAACGCUGUGUUCAGAAGAGCAACAGUAUGGAUUAUGCUGUAAAGAUCAUCAGUAAGGCCAAGAGGGACACAACAGAAGAGGUGGAGAUUCUUCUGCGCUAUGGACAGCACCCCAACAUCAUCACUCUCAAAGAUGUGUUUGACGAUGGGCGCUCAGUGUACCUGGUGACAGAGCUCAUGAAAGGAGGAGAGCUGCUGGAUAAGAUCCUCAGACAGAAGUUCUUCUCUGAGAGGGAGGCCAGUGCAGUUCUCCACACCAUCACCAAAACUGUGGAGUACCUGCAUGCACAGGGGGUUGUCCAUAGAGAUCUGAAGCCCAGUAACAUACUGUACGUGGAUGAGUCUGGAAACCCAGAGUCCAUCCGAAUCUGUGACUUUGGCUUCGCCAAACAGCUGAGAGCUGAAAAUGGACUCCUGAUGACUCCCUGCUACACGGCCAACUUUGUCGCCCCCGAGGUCCUGAAGAAACAGGGCUAUGAUGCAGCCUGUGAUAUCUGGAGUCUAGGAGUGCUGCUCUAUACAAUGCUUACUGGGUUCACUCCUUUUGCCAAUGGACCAGAGGAUACUCCCGAAGAGAUCUUGGCUCGGAUCGGCAGUGGAAAGUUCUCUCUGACGGGUGGCUACUGGAAUUCAGUCUCCGCAGAGGCCAAGGACCUAGUGUCCAAGAUGCUGCAUGUGGACCCCCACCAGAGGCUAACUGCUGCUCAGGUACUGCGACACCCUUGGAUAUUACACAAGGACCAGUUGCCCAAGUACCAGCUCAAUAGACAGGAUGCUCCUCAUUUGGUCAAGGGUGCGAUGGCAGCCACUUAUUCUGCUCUGAACAUGCAUGUUCCCCCUGUGCUGGACCCUGUAGGGCGCUCCUCGUUAGCUCAAAGAAGAGGAGUGAAGAAGUUGACCUCCACAGCCCUGUGAUCCACUAGUAUCAAUCUCACCUGUUUAAUGCUACUGCACCAGUGCAUUAGUGUGUUUCGACUCCCGCUGUGUUAGAAGAACAGUGUGUAAGACCAAAAAGAAACGGUAACCCAUUCACUGAGAAAAUGCAUCAUGUAUUUGCUUGUACAAUCAUCACUGCCUUCAGACCAAGAGUUACAAACUCUUGGAAAGGCUGAACUGUAUAUUUUAUGAAAAUGAGAUAUUUACUACAAAAAUAGAAUUAAAUGUAUACGGGUUCCUACAGGUCUGUGUUUAAACAGAGAUUGUGUUAAGCACUGGGGGAUGAAGGGGUUUGGAAAGGGUUAAAAUGAUGUUUCCCCCAGUUGCAUGGAGCAGUCAGUCCCCCUUAUUCCAAAUCAACCGCUAAGCCCCUACCCCCUACCUAUGCACUUGUAUAGAUCUGAAAAUAUUAGAUACGUGUAAACAGUCAUAUUUUUAGUUAGGCCAAUUUUUUAGAAUGUUAUAUUGUUCUAAUUCCAGACAUUUGGUUACAUAGCAUUGUUUAAAUAUUCCCCAUGUCAUGUUAAAUGGGGAGCUAACCAUAGAAAUAGAAUGAAUGGAACUGACUUGGUGCUCUAACCCUGGCAAUUUGACUGGUUAACGAACUCACCGUAUAGCCCCACAGUGAAGGUGUCAUAACACUCCUAAAACCUAGCAGUUAAACAGGGAAAUGGUUCCAAUUGUUUUUCCACCAUUCAUUUUUCCCAUAUGAUACUUAAUAAGGGCUAUUUUUGGUGUAGGUUUACCCUGGCGUGUCAUUUUGAUGACCAUGUAAAUCUCUGACAAGUUGACUAACCGAUAUAUUUGUCUCCAUUUACUCUGCUUCAAAAAUGCUAAUUAGUGUCCAAGUAGACAUCACGCAAGAUUACAAAUACCUGCAAGCUCAUGCACGUGCUGACACCUUUGCUAACAGUUAUUGUGUCAAGACAGUUCACAUAAUUGUCAAUUUAAAUACAUAAUUGUCAUUUUGGGAGGGGGGGGGGGGGGGUAAAUACAGGCAAAUAUAUUUAUAAGUCACCUUGUCCUAGAGAGAUUUACACCGUUAUCAAAAGCCCUUAUUUUAAGUGUUUCUAAAAUCCCCUAUGGGAAAAAUGAAUGGAGCCAUUUCCUUGUUUGACCCCUAGGUUUUAUUUGGAAUAUUCUAUCAAUAGAUUCUGGAUUGCCAUGGUAAUGUAGAAUGUUAAUUCAAAUUAUGCUAGCUCAGGGGUGUCAAACCUUUUGCAUGGAGGGACUUGUCUGUUGGUUUUUCGUUUCAAUCAAUCCCUAGACAACCAAGUGUGGGGGGGAGUUCCUUACUAAUUUGUGAUCUUAAUUCAUCAAUCAGGUACAAGGGAGGAGCAAAAACACGCAGACACUCAGCCCUCCGUGGAAUGAUUUUGACACUCGUGUGCUAGCUGAUGUGGCUCAUGAAUGUAUUUUUUGUGAUGUCAGUUGAGUUGACUUAACAGAUUGAAGUUUAUACUUCUUGCUUUUACUUCCUGCCAUUGGUCUAGGGAAAAAAUAUACAGGUUAAGACAACGUCGUCACAAAUCUGGGAUCAUUGGUGUUCGUUAACUACCAGCGCCAUUGCUAACCAGCACAGCUUGUCCUAUUCUUGCAAAGAGUUAUGGGCUAUUAGAAUCUUGUUUUCUUAACCUUUGUCAUAUUCAACCUAGUCAUAGGUACACUCAAUGGAUGCCAGUCCAGCCAUUAUGCUACCGUUGACUUUAAUGGGGAUGCCUGUUCUAUUCAUUCUAUUUCUAUGGAACUAUUAUGGCUGCCAUGGAAUGUUUUAGUGUCAUGUUUUUGCAUCAUUGCCCAAUUCAGACAUUCAGUUUUAUACAAUUUUCUAUUUUAUUUUUAUAUUCCCCAUGUAGCUAUUGUUAAUAGUGAGCUAACAUGGCUGCCAUAGAAUGUUGAAGUGUCAAUAUAAAAUGCAUCAUGAUGCGGAAACCGCAUUGACUCAACUUUCUAAAUACAAGGCUCUGGGAAUAAGCAACAUGGAAUUAUUACUAUAUUGCUUAUUUAUUGGGCAAUUAGGGUUUGGACACUGACAAACUCCUUAAUAGUGCAACAGUUUACCAAGGCCCUGUCAGCAAUGGGGGAGAAAAAGUGCUAACCUCCUUCCUCACUCCAGUAUCUGCUGCUGCACUUUCUCUCAGACCUUUGUGUUGGGGCAGGGCCCAGAGGGGUUGGAGUUUUCUUGCUUUACUUAGUCUUUAAUUUUUUUUGUCCUUCUCAUAAUCAUAAAGGGAAACGUGAACUUGGGAUAUACUUAUAGCAAUUAAUAUUACUUUUCCAGUCUACUUUUAAGAGACCAUUAAGAAUGUAUUUUUGUAUAUGUUGAUGAAUGAAACAUUUUCUACUUGGUGUGCAUGAUGGUCACAGGACAGCUUUAGUUUGGGGGGCGGGGGGUUUAAGGGAAGGGCUUUCCAAGAAGAUGCUGGGGAAAUGUAACAUGCUAGAUGGAGGGGUGAAUAGAUAGCGUCUUUCCCCUCUGGUUUCCAUGUUUUACAGAGAAAUGUUUCUCAGUAGAUGUGGGCCAGGCAAGUGACUGCAGCUUCAUUUGUAACCUAAAAAAUGAUCAUGAAUACAUCAAAUAAAUAUACAAUCAAAUAAUG
Molecule: messenger RNA, 5109 nt
Organism: Oncorhynchus mykiss (rainbow trout)
Lineage: Eukaryota; Metazoa; Chordata; Actinopteri; Salmoniformes; Salmonidae
Product: ribosomal protein S6 kinase alpha-3
Biological process (GO): intracellular signal transduction; protein phosphorylation
Molecular function (GO): magnesium ion binding; ATP binding; protein serine/threonine kinase activity
Source: RefSeq, a predicted model, not a curated record